This is a messenger RNA of Dovyalis caffra, 1074 nucleotides long. The record is from the annotation of a GenBank genome assembly. Lineage: Eukaryota; Viridiplantae; Streptophyta; Magnoliopsida; Malpighiales; Salicaceae.
AUGUCGAAAGACCUCAAACCGUAUCCAGCAACAUUUGCUUACUUGAUAUCAGCAUCCAGAGGCGAUGCAAAGAGGCUAAUGCGUGUGAUGAAGGCACUGUACCAUCCAGGGAACUACUAUCUGAUCCAUGUGGAUGCUGCUGCACCUGCAAAGGAGCACAGAGAAAUAGCUGAAUUCGUGUCUACUGAUCCAGUUUUUGGGAUGGUUGGAAAUGUUUGGAUUGUUGGGAAACCAAAUUUGGUUACUUAUAGAGGUCCUACUAUGCUUGCUACUACACUCCAUGCAAUGGCAAUAUUGUUGAGGACUUGCAAAUGGGACUGGUUCAUUAAUCUCAGUGCCUCUGAUUAUCCCUUAGUCACCCAAGAUGAUCUGAUAGAUGCCUUUUCUAGCUUACCAAGAAAUCUCAACUUUAUACAGCAUAGCAGUCGCUUGGGCUGGAAACUGAAUAAGAGAGCCAAGCCAAUUAUGAUAGACCCUGGCCUCCACAGCCUCAACAAAUCAGAGAUCUGGUGGGUUAUUAAACAAAGGAGCCUCCCAACUGCCUUCAAGCUGUAUACAGGCUCUGCUUGGACCAUAUUAUCAAGAUCUUUUGCUGAGUAUUGCAUUGUGGGUUGGGACAACUUGCCAAGGACUCUUCUUCUCUAUUACACCAACUUUGUGUCCUCCCCUGAAGGCUACUUCCAAACUCUAAUAUGCAACUCUGAAGACUAUAAAAAUACUACAGCUAACCACGACCUUCAUUACAUCACUUGGGAUACACCUCCUAAGCAGCACCCAAGGUCCCUAGGGGUUAAAGAUUAUCGAAGAAUGAUCUUAAGCAGCCGGCCAUUUGCAAGAAAGUUCAAGAAAAACGAUGCAGUUCUCGAUAAGAUUGAUCGCGAGCUUCUUAAAAGAUACAAGGGACAAUUUUCCUAUGGGGGCUGGUGUUCCAGGAGUGGCAAAAAGCGUGGAACUUGUUCAGGUUUGCAAAAUGAGAACUAUGGUGUUUUGAGGCCUGGACCAGGAUCAAGAAGGUUGCAAAAUUUGCUGACCAAACUUCUCUCGGAAAGGAACUUCAAGCGGCAAUGCAGAUGA